Eruca vesicaria subsp. sativa (arugula) is the source of this 1291-nucleotide messenger RNA. Lineage: Eukaryota; Viridiplantae; Streptophyta; Magnoliopsida; Brassicales; Brassicaceae. The record is from the annotation of a GenBank genome assembly.
UCGAACUUAGCAAAGAUAUUUCAUACCCAAUUAUGGCAGCUCCUUUAACAUCAAAGCCCCUGGUGUCCGAUUUCGCAUCCUCCGUUAGUCAUAUCCCUUCAACGUACGUCCGAUCCAUGUCUGACCGACCAAAAUUGUCGCAGGUAGAGACUUCCGGCGAUACUAUUCCUCUGAUCGAUCUUCGAGAUCUCCAUGGACCCAAUCGAGCCAAGAUUAUCCGUCAAAUUGCUCAGGCAUGUUCCACUUAUGGCUUCUUCCAGAUCAAGAAUCAUGGAGUAUCGGAGACAACUGUCAAUAAAAUGCUAACCAUCGCAAGAGAGUUUUUCCAUCAACCGGAGAGCGAAAGGAUGAAAUAUUACUCGACAGAUUCAACAAAGACGACGAGAGUCUCCACCAGUUUCAAUGUCAGCGCUGACAAAAUCUUGAACUGGAGAGACUACCUUCGGCUCCAUUGCUUUCCUAUCAAAGAUUUUAUCGACGAGUGGCCCGAAAAUCCAGUCUCUUUCAAAGAGAUCAUAGCUGAAUACGCUACAAGUGUUAGAGCCUUGGUCUUGAGACUCCUUGAGGCAAUAUCUGAGAGCCUAGGCCUUGAAAGGGACCAUAUAAGCAAUAGAUUAGGCACACACGCUCAACAUAUGGCCUUUAACUACUACCCUCCGUGUCCUGAGCCUGAGCUAACUUACGGACUUCCUGGCCAUAAAGACCCAACGGCUAUCACUGUCCUUCUUCAGGACCAAGUAUCUGGUUUGCAAGUCUUUAAGGAUGAUAAGUGGGUAGCUGUUUAUCCUAUCCCCAACACUUUCGUUGUCAAUAUCGGCGACCAAAUGCAGGUCAUAAGCAAUGAAAAAUACAAGAGUGUGCUUCACAGAGCUGUCGUGAACACCGAGAAGGAGCGGUUAUCGAUUCCAACAUUCUAUUUUCCAUCUACAGAUGCAGUGAUAGGUCCAGCAAAGGAGCUGAUCAAUGGACAAGCCUCUCCUGCUGUUUACAAAAGCUUUCCAUUUGUUGAAUAUUGGGACAAGUUUUGGGACAGAUCUCUAGCUACUGCAAGCUGUCUCGACGCUUUCAAAGCUCCAACAACCUAAAGACUCUCUACUGGGCCUUUAGUAAUUGUACGUGAAUCCAGUAACCCUCUCAAGCGAUGAUUGUAAUAAGGAUGGUUCAAGAUCAGUUUUGUUUCUAAUGAAUAAAAGCAAAUCUGUUUGAAUAAUGAAACAAACUGUCACCACUAAUAUGCGUUUUAAAACUAUACGAAAUGGUUUCGUGCAUGUGCAAAAAUAAUAACUUCAAG